Messenger RNA from Lutzomyia longipalpis, 3986 nucleotides. RefSeq lists its product as uncharacterized. The transcript has 3 exons. The record is from RefSeq and is a predicted model, not a curated record. The coding region runs from base 2617 to 3510 and encodes 297 amino acids. NCBI's taxonomy places the organism in Eukaryota, Metazoa, Arthropoda, Insecta, Diptera, Psychodidae.
ACAGAUGUUUGCUGUUGAUAUACUAUCUCAAUUCUCAUAGCAAUGAACAUCCCAGUCAUUGCAGGGUUGCACACAUAAAACUUCUAGGAAACUUUUCCAGACUUACAUAUUGAUUUUAAGCACGAACUAGUCAGCAUUAUGGUGGGUUGAUUAGAAAGUUCGUGGAGCUUUUACGAAGUUUAAUUUAUGAAGAGAACAUUUCAUUGUUCUUUUGCUGAUUACAAGCAUAAGUGAAGGUUCUACAAUUUCAGCAUAUCAUUGUAGACUUCCCAGGCAAAAUUCAUAAAGUAUUAUAUUUAAACUUUGUAACUUGUUUUUUUUUGCUGCUUUAAAACAAUAUAUUUACUGCAAAAAAUUUGAAUAGCAUGUUAAAGUUUAGUAGGCUGUUGUAUUUUUAGUCCGAAACUUGUAGAGCCGAAUAAAAAAUAUAAACAAUUUUUCAGUUCUUCUUCUCAACAUUAAACAAAAGAAUUAGAGAAUAGAUAAGAGAUGAAAGACUCCUGCAGAAGGUAAGUAAAGAAAUUGCCAUAUUUUAUGAAUUUUAUACAAAAACGAAGAGUAUAAGAACAUUUAUUAGAUCAAAAACUUUUAGCUCGCAUUUAAAAUGUAAGACUAGUAUAAGGUAUUUCAUUGAAGCAAUGAUUUGAAGCAUUUUUAAUAUUUUCUUGCAAAACGCGAAAUUCUAUCUCGAUCUUGUUCUCAAUUCCUUUUUGGCCCAUGUUUCGUUUAAUGUGUUUAGUACCUACAUUUAAUAGGACAAGCUAGUUCCACUCAUUGCUUAUAGUUUUUUGACUUCUACAAAUUAUUUUUGAUUUUGUGAAUAUUUGCGGUUUUAACCCUUUCGCGUCUAAUUUGUUUAGUCUUGACUAAACAAAUAAGACAAAAACUAUGAAAAUUUUAAAAUAUUUUUCAUAAAAUACAUCGAAAGAGAAAAGAUUUUUCAAUAGAAUCAACCCCAAAAUUUUAAGAAUUUAUUCAAGAAUUGGAUAUCUUGUCUUCAGACUACGUUCUCGAUCACUGCACUAACUGAAUUUGUUAAAAUAAAAUUUAGAAGAAAAAUGCUGAACUUUCUCAUCAACUAUGUGGCACUUUUGGUAGCCGGAGUAAAGAAGUUCCAGAUAAAACGUCGACCCUGUUGUGUGAUGUAUACACAAACCAAUGAGUGCACUUCCCAGCAUAAAACACACCAUGAUCCAUAAGCUAAACAAGACAUUACUUCUAUACUAAACUGUGUAUAUUGGUAUUUUCCAUAAUAUACGGAAUGAGGAGAAGAUGAUAAUAUUGGGAGGUUUUAUUAAUAGAAUUUGUAAUAUCUUUGGUGAGAAUAGUUUUUGGCCGUUUUGGCCAAAAAUUCCUCUCUUGUGCCGAAGACUUUUUGGCGGGAAAAUUUGCAGAGGUUAAGUGGGAAAUGGAAUGUGCACAACGUGGGUAAAAUGUGGAUACAAAAUGUGCAUGAGAUUGAUGCAGAAAUUACCUUUUUGUAAUUUUAUCUAUCUAUGAAGGGUACACCUUUCGGGGUGAGCUCAUUUCCUUUUCACCGUAAAACCCAUUUGAGUUUUUCGGUGUAUUAUAAAUUGUUCUGUUGAGCUGGGAAAGGGAGCACGGGAGGAGGAGGAAGAAGAAAUCCCUCAGGUAGACGAAGUUGUUGGGAGGUUUUAGUAUAAGGUCUCUGUUAGUAAUGAUGCAAAAUAAUAGGGCGACGUGGAUGUGUGCGCUGUAUGAAUAGUAAAAGAUAAUACUCUUGAAAAUGCUAUUGGAUUUGAGGUUGUUUUUUUUUUAUUAUUUCAUUUCAUUUCAUUCUUUCGUAUGUAAGCUCCGACUAUGAAAUGGGUGAGGGAAUAUAGAAAAGAAGAAGAAUGACUAAGAAGAAUAAUUUUACUGUACAAUAUCAAAUACACAAUUGAAAAAUGGAUGAAUGUGUGCCUUAUUACCUCGCUAUUUUCACAAUUUUACUCCACACGUCUCUUUCUCUUUUCAUUUUAUUAUACAUAUAGUAAUAUAAAAUUGUACAUUUGUGUGUAUUUGAGAAAAUAUUAAAUUCAAAAAGUUAGUUGUACUCAAUACAUGCUAGUCGACGGUACGGUGUGAGCCCCAUAGUUUUUGGGAUUUUUGACGGAAUUAUAUCAUAGUUGUGGCACAAAGUCAUAAAACAUAAUAAACUAAGCUCUGUACGAGCCUUGUCUUUUGCGCCCAAAUAGCACCGUCUCGCUCGCUCUCUUUUUUUUUCGGGUAAAGAAUAUUUUAAAAUAAGCAUGGAGUAUUACUGCUAUGUUUUAUGUGUUUAAUAAUAAUUCCAAGUAUCGACCGUGUGCCUUUCCCAUUGAGGCCGGGUGAGAUAGUGGAAGAAGUGUGUGAAGGAGCCACAAAUACAGGAGAAAGAACCCCGACUUGCGCUUCGCAUUUAGUCACAGACUAAGAGCUGUGGUAGUCGUGAGAAUUUAGUUGACGAGACAACACCGAGGGUGAGUGCUUCCAGCUUAUAGCAGCUGCUAACCGUCGUCCCCUACAUUGGCCAUCCCUGUCGCACCUAGGAGGAAAACUCCUUUAACCGUCUUUACCGGGAUUUUCCACAUUCGGGAUCUCAACUACUCAUAUAUAGCAAGACUGGAGAAAAUCAUGGGGCACGAAUUUGAGGCGUUGACGCGCUUCAAGAAGCGCGAGCGUACACAGAAUUGGACAUUCUCCGAGAAGAAAUUCCUCCUUGAUCUGUGUCGCAGGGAUAUGAAGAUCAUUGAGAAUAAGAGGCUCGAUAGUGCAUUAAUUGCACUCAAGAAUAGAGCAUGGAAGCUCAUCCAUCAGCGCUUUGCACGCACCUUUGGACCCGAUCGCAAUUGCAACAGGCUCAAGGAGCAAUUCCGCAGGAUGAAGGCACUUUCGCGAUCGGAGAUCAUGGACUACAGUCACAGGCUGAGUCGCUUUGGGCAGGAUGUGGCGGAUAGAAAGCGCCCCAGUUCGUUCUCAUUUGAAAUAUGGGAAUUCAUGCAGGAAGCCAAAAGGGUUUGCAAGUCUGAGUCAAUGGAUAAUGUGGACUACUCGAAGAUGGAGUCAUCCCUCGAACGGGAUGGCUAUGAGAAUAGCGAUAGUAGUCAUCAGGAAGAUGAUUCCUUGUGCACGACAAUCAUGAAUAAAACAUCCCACCAUAACAUGGACAUGUGCGAGGUGCAGAUCAAGGAGGAACCAUCGGAUGUUGAGUGUACCAGCGCUGAUCUCCCAUCUCCAAAGCAAAUGGAAGUUCCAAUGGACAGAGACAUGCCAGCUACAGAUCUCAGUGCCAUCGCAGCUACGAUCAACACUGUCAAUCACAUGCAGAACAUCAUGCCACGCGAUCGUUCCAUCCAGACUGAUGUGUCCGACUUCAAUAUGAAGGAGUUCUACGAGAUGCAAGUCCGCGAGCAUACACUCCGCAUGGAUAUUCUAAAGCUGCAAUUUGAGACGGCCAAGUAUAAUCGGGACAUUGCGAAGCUCAAUAUGAAUUUAACACUGAAGGCAAUGCAACCCAAUAAGGGAUGAAGCUGUGAGGCUAUGCUAAUUAUCCCCAAAAACAUAAUACCGUCAGUAUUUUAGAAACAUAUUUUUGCAUACUAUACCUCAUUUCUCACCGCGUAACAUGCUGUAAACCUCGUCGGAAAAAAGGGGUUUCUCAAUGUAGGAAUUUAACUUGUACACCAAAACGAGCCCAAUGACCGUUUUUAACUCGCCUUCCAUUUGAAUUUCAUGAAGUAUAAUAAUUUUGAAGUCGUUUUCGCUAAAGAGUUUGUGUCUCUGCUAUGGACUUUAGAAUUUAAUCAUUUAUUAUGUUCUUGAAUUGAUUUUUCAAUAUGUAUUUAAUUCAUAUAAUUUUAGUUUAAGAAAAUUUACUGAAUUAUUUAUAUAAUAAUUAAAGAAAAAAUUCUAAUACUAUAUUUAGGAUAAUCUUCUUUAUAAUUUUCUCUGUUUAAACCUUUCAAUAUGAAGGCUCUGAAAUAAAUUAGAACAGUAUUUAAAAA